This is a messenger RNA of Galendromus occidentalis (western predatory mite), 1215 nucleotides long. Its product is annotated as serine/arginine-rich splicing factor RS41-like. The record is from RefSeq and is a predicted model, not a curated record. The coding region runs from base 1 to 1215 and encodes 404 amino acids. NCBI's taxonomy places the organism in Eukaryota, Metazoa, Arthropoda, Arachnida, Mesostigmata, Phytoseiidae. The transcript has 2 exons.
AUGGCUGAGAGUUCGUCGGACUCAUCGGAGCUCAGGAACUAUCUGAAGGAUCUGCGCUCUAGGAGCGGAGGUCGGGUGUCACCCUCAAGAAUUCCGAGGCCGGACCCGUCACUCACCGCGGAGCAGGAUCGCGCUCAAAGACCAGCUCCGAAUCGGGCAGCUGCCCUCCUGGACAGGGCUGCCAACCUGAGCCGCCGGAAGGAAGUUGCCGCCAAAGGAGCCGAAGAUUCCAGUCCGACUCUGUCUCUGACUAUUAGCAGCAGUCGGAAGGAAGUAGCCUUCGACCUUUCGGACGAGCAGAACAGAAGAGAUAACAGCAGGAGUCGAAUCCCACAGAGUCCCAAGGCCGCUCGAAAGGAGAGAGAGACUCCGCCGCUCAAAGUUGUCAAAAAGUCAACUGCACUAAAACGCGUAUUGCCGGACACCAGUCGUCAUCAAGCUCGCAGGUCUCCGAGUCCGUACCACAAGAACUGUCAACAUUCUCAAACUUCGGCACCGGACUCACCAGAACCCGAGCGGGGCGCUUCUCCGAAAAUUGCCCGGAGUGUCGUUACGAAACCAGGGAGUCCCAGAAUGAAAGCGUCGAAGCCAUCUGAAAUAGUUCGCAGAGAACAGCUUCCCGCCGACAGCAAAGGUCAGCCGGGCAUACGGAGGAAAAGUCGAACGAGGCGCCGGGACGAGUCUGGAGAGAAUGAUGCGGAAGCUCACCCGAUCGCGGAUGUCUCCUCGGGCUCCAAGACGACGGAACCCUCGAAGAAAUCGGGUUCUUCCGAAUACAGCGAUACUUUCGAAGAAACCACGUCGAAGUUAAGAUCUACCUCGAGUCGCCGCCAGACCCGUUCCAGGAGUUUGGAUACGGGUUUGAUCAGGAGCUCUCGUUCUCCCACGACGUUGACAACCAAGUCUUCCAAGCGCAGCAAGUCUUCCACCGUUCCCGACUGGUGGUUCCCAGGGAUUUUACCCCCGAAACAUCUUGGUGGCGAUCAUCUCGAGAAGCUCCAGCAACUCCACCUCGGAGUUCUCGACGAUCUGUUCCGCUUCCAAAUCGGUCUCAUCGAAAAGCAUCAGCAGAGGUCGGAAACUCGAUACAAGUGGAUCAACGAUCUCGUCAAGAGCAACCACGCAUACACGACGUGGGACGACUACCAAAGCGAUCCACGAGCACGUUUUUUCUCCUGGCAAAAAGAGGCUGCAACAGCGGAUCUGCCUCAGUGA